Messenger RNA from Triticum turgidum subsp. durum (durum wheat), 1215 nucleotides. The record is from the annotation of a GenBank genome assembly. Lineage: Eukaryota; Viridiplantae; Streptophyta; Magnoliopsida; Poales; Poaceae.
AUGGGAAAGGGAGAUGUGGCCACUAGGUCCAAAUCCCAGAAAUCGUCGACAGCACAGGUCUGUGUGAACAAACUGAACUGCAUGAAUAAUUAUUAUCACUAUCUUACCUUGUUUUACUUGUUUCAGAAUGAACAGAGUACACCUACUAAUCCUCGUACAGCAUAUCCUGACUGGUCCCAGUUUCAGGCAUACUAUAAUGUCCCUGGUACGGCUCAAAUGACCCCACCGGCUUAUUUUCAUUCAACGGUGACUCCAGGUCCUCAGGGGCAUCCAUAUAUGUGGGGUCCACAGAUGAUGCCUCCUUACGGGACACCGCCACCAUACACAACAAUGUAUGCUCAAGGCACACCAUAUCAGCAGGCUCCUAUGCCACCGGGCUCACACCCAUACAGCCCAUAUCCUGUUCAAGCACCAAAUGGGACAGUUCAAACUCCUACAUCUGGCGCUGGAGGGUCGGAGACAGAUAAGUCAAACAAAAAUAAGCGGAAGACUCCCCUGAAGAGAUCCAAAGGAAGCUUAGGUAGUCUGGACGUAGUUACAGUAAAAGAUAAAACGCCACCUGCAAAACCUUUAGUGUCAUCCUCCAAUGAAGGUUCUUCACAAAGCGAGAGUGGAAGCGGAAGUUAUUCUGGAGGGAGCAGUACAAAUUCUAAAAGUGGUUCACACACAAAGGAUGGUUCUGAGCACGGCCCGGGUAAUGAUGCUAGCAAUAAAGGAGUCACUGCUCAGGGCACAGCAGUUGAGCCCACACAAGUAUCUUCUGGGCCAGUUGUGCUUAACCCUAUGAUGCCAUAUUGGCCUGUUCCCCCUCCCAUGCCUGGCCAAGCAACUGGUGUAAGCAUGGGAGUGGAUUACUGGGGUGCUCCUACUUCUGUACCUAUGCAUGGCAAAGCUGUCGCUGCACCGACAUCUGCUCCUUCAUCAAAUUCUCGUGAUAUCGUUCUUAGUGAUCCGGUCAUACAGGAUGAACGAGAAGUGAAGAAACAAAAACGGAAGCAAUCAAACAGGGAAUCAGCUCGUCGCUCUAGAUUGCGCAAGCAGGCUGAAUGGGAGGAAGUAGCCAGUCGAGCUGAUUUGCUGAAGCAGGAGAACAGUUCACUUAAGGAAGAAUUGAAACAACUUCAGGAGAAGUGUGAUAACUUGACCUCAGAAAAUACAUCUUUACAUGAAAAGCUUAAAGCGCUUGAUAGUGAGAAACCAAAUGGAAACUUGUGA